Messenger RNA from Gongylonema pulchrum, 717 nucleotides. The record is from the annotation of a GenBank genome assembly. Lineage: Eukaryota; Metazoa; Nematoda; Chromadorea; Rhabditida; Gongylonematidae.
AUGUUAGCGUUUUGUAACGAAGAUGGCAUAAUUAAUCAGAAAACAGCACUUGUUGCGAUUGGAGGCAGAUUUCGAGUAGCACUGGAAGAUCGUGUUGGGGAAUGGGAAACUUCUGAGGACGUGGGUCGUUUUCUACUCCGUAAUUGUGUGGCAAUUCAUCUGGAUAAAAAUGAGGACAAAUUUUUCUUGUUGGCUUAUAUGGCGCAGAAAUUACUGGCUCUAGUGAAGGGGGAAUGCGCCAGCGAAUCACCAGACAAUCCACACCACGAGCUCAUCCGCGCAAUUGGCACUCAUCGCUCGGGUGAAAUCACUCGAGGUCUCGAAUUCUUCCUUGCCACAGGAAAUCUCAUUACAAGGAACGGUUUGACUCUCCAGCAGAACAAUGGAUUUUCGGUUAUUGCAGAAAGAAUCAACCAACUUCGAUUCGUUUCCCAUUUCAGAGCAAUACAUCGAGGAGCGUUUUUCAUGGAGAUGCGCACCACAGAUGUGCGUAAAUUGCGCCCGGAAGCUUGGGGCUUUAUAUGCCCAGUGCAUACGCCGGAUGGUGCUCCGUGCGGUCUCUUGAAUCACGUCACAGCUAGUACACGCAUUGUUGCGCAUUAUUCAGACACAACUGAACUGGUAAAAUUGAUUGGGGAGCUGGGAAUGGUCGGUCAUUCCGCGAUUGCUCUAUUACCAACAGAACCGGUAAAUAUUGCCUUUUUAGCUUUUUUAUGA